This is a messenger RNA of Acyrthosiphon pisum (pea aphid), 3909 nucleotides long. RefSeq lists its product as uncharacterized. Gene Ontology annotation, molecular function: protein binding; RNA binding. The coding region runs from base 227 to 3292 and encodes 1021 amino acids. NCBI's taxonomy places the organism in Eukaryota, Metazoa, Arthropoda, Insecta, Hemiptera, Aphididae. The transcript has 20 exons. The record is from RefSeq and is a predicted model, not a curated record.
UGUAGCUCUCCCCUCUACACUAAAAAAUGUGCGUUCAUUGUUGAACAUUAUAUUAUAUAAUAAAUAUUUAUGUACGUUAAUAAUUAAUAACUGCCUUGGUUCAUGAUCUUCAUCCAAACGACCAAACCCAUCGACCAACACAUUAAAAGAUAAAACAUGGCGCAGUCUCGAGGAUUAUUAUAAAGGACACCAUUUGAUUCAGUAAGUGUAACAAUAAUAAUAAAGCAUGGAGUUCAGCCCACCAAAAGAGAUGUCUUUUGUCGAUAACAUUUCUGAACAAUGGAACGAAUGGUAUCAACAGUUCAACAUUUUUCUAAUAGCAUCGGGUAAAGCUAAUGAAACUGAUGAGAGUAAAAUUAAUAUCCUAUUAAAUCAUAUUGGCACACAAGGUAUUGAAAUAUAUAACAAUUUUAAGAAACCUAAAAAGUCCACUGAUAUUACAUACGAUAAUGUCGUUAAGUGGUUCAGUGAUUAUUGUGAACCUAGAAAAAAUAUAAUUUUUCAAAGGUAUAAAUUCAGUAGUUGUGUUCAAAAAGAAGGGCAAACAUUUGACAAUUUUGUGACAGAACUGAAGACAUUGUCAUCGUUAUGUGAAUUUAAAGAAGAAGAUAAUAUGAUACGUGACCGGAUUGUAUUUGGAAUCAAAGAUGCAGAAACCAAAAACAAGUUGCUGAACUUGGAUAACUUAACACUGGAAAAAGCAGAAACGUUAUGCAGAACCAGAGAAGUAAAGGGCAAGGAAAUACAAGAAAUGACAAUGGAUUUGGCAAAUAUUCUUUAUAUGGACAGAGAACAGAAGAUAGGGACAAAAAAUAAAGGUGGUCAAGUCCAUGUGCCUACACAUGUUUCACAAAGACAGCAAGCUGUAUAUUUACCUAGAAUUGUGGCUUACCAAGGAACCAGUAACCACCCAGCUUAUUAUCCAUUUGGUCCACAUCAGGCUUCACAGAAAUCCGUAAUAAUGCCAUAUGUAAACUACCCUACCAAUCAACAAGUGUCUCGACUUUCAGGUAUGUUUUAUUCCCAAUCUACAAGACCAAUACAGAUGACUAAUCUACCACAGGGGCCACAGAAUCCUCCUGUAGCUAAUAUGAGUAAUGCUCAAAAUUCCCAUGGACAAUCUCUCAUUGUGCAGUCUCAACCAAUGGAUAUGGCCCCUAAUACACAACCUUUGCAACAAGUAUCACAGCAACCAUCAACUACUCCAAUGCAAAUCACUGAAGCUUCUUCUCGACCUGCUAAGAAAAAAACUCUUAUUAAAAUAAUUGAUCCUAAUACAGGCCGUGAUAUUUACUUGAAUAAUUCAUUACAAGGACCACCAAAUGCCGAUGAAUUGGAAAAGAUGAAAGUUCAAAGCCAAUUCCAAAGUCAUGUACAAAGUGCUUUCAAAAAAGAUGACACUAAAUUAUCUGAUAAUAAUUCGGAUAUUAACAUAUUAAAAGUUCGAUCAAUUUUGAAUAAAAUAACUCCUGACAAUAUACCUUCAAUAACUGAGCAUUUAAAGGCAUUGCCAAUUGACACUAUUGAACGUCUUGAGAAAACAAUUGAUUUAGUUUUUGAAAAGGCAAUAGAAGAACAUUUGUUUGCACCUUGUUCAAUUUUAUGUUCAGCUAUGCAAUUUAUACAAGUUAGUACUAAAGAUGGCAAAACCGCAUCUUUUAAAAAGUUAAUAAUAAAUAAAUGUCAAAGUUUAUUUGAAUUAGACAAGGCCCGAGUAAUGGAUUCAGCUAAGAAACUCACUGAAAUCAAUCUGUGUAAAGAUCUGGAAAAGAAAAAAGAACUUCAACUUGAAUUUGAAGAAAAUGAGAGAAAACGCAAACAAUCUGUAGGAAAUUGCCGAUUUAUGGGUGAAUUAUUUGCACAAAAAAUUCUUACUCCAAGUAGUAUGUUGUAUUGCAUUGUGAGUUUGGUCACUAAACAUGAUGAAGAAUCACUCGAGUGUUUAUGCAUUUUAUUAAAGACAGUUGGAAAAAAAUUAGAACAAUCAUACGAUUUAAAUGAUACUUUUGAUAAACUAACAGCUUUAACAUCCAGUGACAUGAAAUCCAAGAUUUCAUCUAGAAUGAAAUUCAUGAUACAGGAUGUCAUCUAUUUACGUAGGCAUAAAUGGAUAUCUGAAAAACAAGAUCAUCUUCAAGGUGGUGGAUAUAAAAGUUGUCGUGUACCGAGUAUGAUGCUUCAAUUUGCUCAAUCCACGCCUUCAAUAAAUUCUUCUAGUUCAUCGCAGCCAAAAGAAACUGUUGAAAUGAGCUCAGAAAUGGCUAAUAAAAUUAGCAUGAAAUGUAAAAACAUCCUUCUAGAAUAUGAGCAAAUGCAAAAUUUAGAUGAUAUAAUUUAUUCAUUAUCGGAAGAUGAAACUUCGGUGAUCCGCACAAGGCAUGAAGAGUUUGUAACAUCAAUGUCACUUAUAACUUUAGAUAAUAGUCCAAUUACCCGAACAACGGUAGCAGGAAAAAUUUUUGCAGAACUUUUAUCUAAGAAAAUUCUUUCUAUGGAUGCCAUAACUCGAGGAAUUGAUGCUGUUCUUAAAGAAUGGAAUGAUUUUUUGAUGGAUUACCCUCCUCAAUUUUUCUCUUAUAUUGCAGCCAUUAUUGCUCCAUUAUUGUUAUCACAGAAUGCUUCCUUCGAUUUCAACAAUUUAAAAGAUUUUUGUACAUCUAUACAACCAGACAAGUCUAGUAUAUUUUUUACUGAAGUAUUAAAUAAAAUUCUUAAUUCCAAGGAAACACAGAACAUUAAAGAACAACUCGGUGGUAUAUUGUGGAUUUACAAUAAGUGGAAGUCGUCAGAAAAUGUUACUCUUGACGUCUUUAUGCCUAAUAACCAAAUAAAUAAAUAUUUUAAAAAAGAUCAAAUCGGAAUAUUGAUUUUAUCUAUUGUCAUUUAUGAUAAAAUGAAGCUGACUAAUAAUAAAUUACUAUACAAUAUAUUGCAAAGCUGGAUAUGUACUAAUAUCAGUGAAGAAAUAAUAAAAAACCCUUUGUUUGUGAAAUCAUUAACCAUAGCUAUUGUCAUUGUAUGCUUGAAGUUAAAUCAUUCAUAUGAGGAUUUCUUUGAUCCUGUUCACGUGGAAUUGUUGAGCCAUUUUAUUGAAUUUAAACCACUCCCAGAACAUGAAAUCCAGGCACGAGAAGUACAAUGUAUGUACGGUAUUCAAAUAAUGGCUGCCACUCUUAAACAUCCUGGAGGAAUGGUAUUAAAACUGUUCAAUAAGCUCUAUCAUCAUAGAGUUAUAAGUAAAGAAUCGUUUGAACUAUUCAUACAAGAAUAUGAAGAAAUAACUGAAAAAUAGACUGUAUUUUCAUCAAUCAAUGAAAAAUUCCUGUUUUCUAAAUUAUAUUUUUUUAUUUUGUAUUGUUGGUUUUAUUUAAAAGUUUUUAUUAAAGCUGUCUCCAUAAUAUGAUCUACAUUUUAUAUUUGUUGGCCUUCUACUAUUUUUGAUUACACAAUUAUUACUAAUUAAUUAUGAUUUAUGGUAUUAAAAUGGAAAUUAUGUAAUUUCAAAAUUAAAUUUUGGUUAUGAAAUCAUUAUGUGACCCAACAAAGAAAAUGUAUUUAAAAUUAAUUAAAUUUACAAAAUAAUAAUUAUUAUGAUUUAAGAAAAUUAUUUAGUGGAGAAAAUAAUUGUAAAUUAUUAUUAACUUUUAUUCCAUUAUGGAAUAAAGUGUACAAUUGUAUUUAAGUUUGAUAAUGUAUACAUUUUAGCCGGGUUUUGUGUACGGUUUCCCAUUCUUUGUGGGGAUUGUAAAUUUUUUCAUAAAUACCUACCUAUUUUUAAGAAAGAAAUAAGUGAUUUGUGUGGAGUUACCCCUCCCCCUCAUUAUAUAACCAUCUAAAUAUUUGUAACUUUAUUAUUUUAAUUUGUAACCAACUUUUUUAAUUUAUAAAUUAUAGAAUAGUUAAAUAGUU